UAAGGGGGGACCCAGCUUCUGGGACCGAAAAUCGGCCCAAAAAUCGAAUUUUUAAUCUUUUAAUUUUUGCGUUCCUGACGCGUUUCCGCAACUUUCUCCAAAAUUUGGUUCCAAAAUUCCGCGUAUUUCUCCCGUUAUCGUAAUUUAAAGAUGCGAGUUCGCAAGCGUUUCCCUUUAAAUUGCGUGUAAAUUCGUCUAGUUUCGAUCGCGCGUCACUCGGCAACGGCGGGCUCCCUCGGCGCCAUUUUGGUCUUGUUCGAUAGCUCGUGUUUCAGACAUUAUUUUUCGUUCGUUUAGCCACCCUGUGCAUUCUUGAAAGGCGAAAAAAAAGCACCCGAAAAAAAAAACUUUCGCGCGUUGCCAUUGGUCGCUCGGAACACGUGAUCAAGAUGCCGCACUCUCAUUGGCCUAAGUGCCGCUAGCCCAACUGCCGGUUUUGCCCGCCACCAUUUUGUGUAAGACUGUGAGUUCCUACCGCCAUUUUGCGCGAGUUGCUGCUCUGUGGAUCCGACGCUCGAUUAGCUCGCGAAGAUCAUGCCUGGCGGGGCGAAAAAGUUUCACACGCGCAAUCAGUUCGGGCGUAAGCGAAGGAGGACAAAGGUGCGUGUAGAUAACGCGGCAUCGUCGCAAAACGUGAUAGACGCGGGGCAAAGUGCCGUUCACGGAGCACCGCCUGACUACGCCAUGGACGCUGGCGGUUCACCGGCUCCGCUCGAGUGCGAUAACGUUUGCACUGCCGACGCUGGUUGCGUGAGAAUGGACUUUGCGCCCGUGACCGUUGAGAGAGUGCAGGAAGUGCGUGCACAGGAGCAAGUAACGCUUCAACGGCUUGGAUCAACACCGGCGACUGCGCGGAAGAUUGAUAACUUCAGCCGACAAAGCGACGCGGAGAUAGCAGCGACGGAACCUGCAGCCCCGUACACUAUCGUCAAUCUCGACGUUGUUAAUGACCUUUUUCGAGUUCUGCGUUGCCUCUUGUGCCGAGGAAAAGCGAAGCUAUCCCCCGGCGAACGUGAAUACGGUCUGGCAGUGAAACUGUACGUGACGUGUGACAACUGCGGCGAGAUCGCGGAUGCGCGGAGCUCGCGUCGAGUGGAGCAAACAAAAAAGUCAAAACCCUUUGAAGUAAAUAUGCUCGCGGGACGUGCGAUGCUUUCCACUGGCAACGGCCAAACUGCCAUAAACGACAUAUUUUCUGCAAUGGGGCUGUGCGGUCGAGCAAUGCAUAAGAAGACGUUUCAGCGGCAUCUGAAGAAUAAGCUGGAGCCCGCUGCUACGCGAGCGGCUGAAGAUGUUAUGCAACAGUGCGCGCGAGAAGUCUCGUCAAUCUACGAGGACUUGUGCUUCGGACACAGGACUAACAUAGCAGUGUGUUUUGAUGGUAGCUGGAUGACACGGGGUCAUUCUUCGCACAUCGGCGUCGGAGCUGUUGUUGAACUAUUUACCGGCUAUAUUCUAGAUUACGUAGUGCUUUCAAAUUUUUGCUUGGGUUGCGAGGUCGUCCCAAAGCCUGGUACUGAGUUUUAUGAGCAAUGGAGAGAAGCUCAUCGGUGCCAGAAGAACACCAGCAGUAAAUCUGGGCAAAUGGAGGCGGAAGCCGGUCUCAUUCUUUUUGAAAGGUCCCUUGAGCGGCGCAAUCUCCGCUACACAACUGUCUUGUGUGACGGUGAUAGCAGAACAUACAAUGCUAUAAAGGACGCUAAAGUUUAUGGCUUUAUUGAUGUACAAAAAGAAGAUUGCACCAACCACGUUCAAAAGCGAAUGGGGACGGCUCUAAGAAACUUGGUGCAAAAGAAGAAAACAGAAGGACGCAGUCUUGGAGGGAAGGGGCGACUCACUGCUGACCUCAUCACCAGGUUGAGCACAUACUAUGGUCGUGCACUAAAGUCGCAUGAAGGGGAUGUGGAUGCAAUGCAACGCGCAGUGAUCGCCACGUUCCAUCACAUUACAUCCACUGACCAGUGCUCAAACCACAGCUUGUGCCCAACUGGCGAGCAGUCGUGGUGCCGGCACAAUACCGCAAAAGCUAAAGGUGUGGCUGACCCAAAGCAUAAGUACAGCUUGCCCAGUGAUGUUAGAGGCAUUAUUGCCUGUUUACCAGCGCCUGUCUGACCGGAGUCUACUGCAAAGAUGCCAAAGGGGGAAAACCCAAAACUCGAAUGAAAGUUUGCAUUCUGUUAUCUGGAGUUUAGUCUCCAAACAGCAGCACUCUUCCCUUUUUGCGGUUCAAGCUGCCGUUGCAGAAGCUGUGUUGCCUUUCAACACGGGAAGCCAGCAUGCUGCAGCAUCAAUUCUACGAGAACUAAGGAUGAAUAGAAGGACAUACGUCGUAGUACCAUCUCUAGCAAGAGGCACGCAGCUUCAGAAGGACUCAGCAAAAGAGUGUCAAAGAGGCACAAGGACUCAAUGCAUCCUGAUUAUACACCUGGGGCAUUUUGAAUGACUCCGGUGAGGUUUGCACCACGUUUAUGCCAAUAAACAACUCGUAAAACGUUUUUCCCCGU
This is a messenger RNA of Dermacentor silvarum, 2504 nucleotides long. RefSeq lists its product as uncharacterized. Bases 535 to 2112 code for a protein of 525 amino acids. The record is from RefSeq and is a predicted model, not a curated record. The transcript is spliced from 2 exons. NCBI's taxonomy places the organism in Eukaryota, Metazoa, Arthropoda, Arachnida, Ixodida, Ixodidae.